AUCGGUCCGGCACCGGCUUUGACUUCUCAUUUCAGUUCGCGGCUUUCUUAUUUGCGUGAUCCAUAAUAGUAGUUUAACAGACACAGAAGGCAAUCGGUUUGGGUUUCCAGAGAUAAAUAUAGCUUCACCAUCCCGACGUCCAAUCAUGCCCCCCACAACAUUCCCUGUUUCGAAUACCACGAGAGGAAGAGGAGAAAGUAUGGAAUCCACGAAGAAAAGAUAUGGCUAUAUUGGUGCACCGAAGAUUGGAGGCUUUCCUCUAGAUGGUCCGGUGAACGUUCCGGUACCAAGAUUGUCCUCGUUGUCCUCGGAAUAUAGCGGUUUCAGCAACAUAAGCAGUUUUUCAUUAUCUCCGACAUCCACUCGGUCCAGCUUCCCAAGCUUGGUAUCUGAUGAUUAUCCCGUGAGAAAGACGCAAGACUCUCUGUGCGACGAAUUCAGUGCACUUACUUUCACCGCUCGAAUGAGUGCCCCCUCACUGCAGACUCCUAAUCUACGAAAACCAGGCCAACAUGACGCCGCGAGAUCGCAACUUCCAGUUACUACUCGGGAUCAAAUCUCUUCUUCCAGAACAAUUGUUGUCAAUUUGACAUACCCCGACAAUCCGGAUGCUACCAAUCGAGCGCCAAAGAUCAAAAUCAUGGAAGCCAAAUAUCCCUUCCAAAUCUUGUUAGGAAUCUUGGCCCAGUCUCUAUCUGUUUCACCCGAGCUCGUCGAUUUAACGAUCCAGCAAAAUUCACAGAUGAUCAGAUUGUCACCUAUCGCCUCUCCUUAUCAGCUUGGAUAUUCCGGUGAAUUGAUGGUCCAAGUUUGGAUUCGAAAUGCUGCCACCGAAGACCACCCAAGUCUCCCUGGAUUAUCUAAUCAACCGCGUCGGAUUCCUGGCACCAUAUGGAUCCACAGUUUUCCAGCAACAAAA
This is a messenger RNA of Puccinia graminis f. sp. tritici CRL 75-36-700-3, 919 nucleotides long. RefSeq lists its product as uncharacterized. Lineage: Eukaryota; Fungi; Basidiomycota; Pucciniomycetes; Pucciniales; Pucciniaceae. The record is from RefSeq and is a predicted model, not a curated record. The annotation marks the transcript as partial. The transcript is spliced from 2 exons.